This is a messenger RNA of Leptosia nina, 1293 nucleotides long. NCBI's taxonomy places the organism in Eukaryota, Metazoa, Arthropoda, Insecta, Lepidoptera, Pieridae. The record is from the annotation of a GenBank genome assembly.
AUGAUGAAUGAUGAUUCGCUAAAUUAUUUCGCCUCAUCUGCAAAAUCAACAGCACCUAGUGGUACGAUUGAGCUUUACCAGAACUCGCUACCAUGGCAAGAGUACCCGUUAGGUUGCUUUGAGUGCCGAACUUGUAAGAAAACGUUUUACAAUUCGGUUGCUUUGCAAAAUCACAAGAAAUUACAACAUGCGGAUGGCUCGAACAGCGAUACGGAACAACACCCCAAUCAAGCGCAGCACGAUGAUAUAUUGGAAUCAUUCAAUAAUUUCAAAUUUAUACCUCUGAAGAAGACAGCCAAUGAUGUGGAAACUGCAGCCACAGAAAACGGGAUAACAAAACGUACCUUUGAUGUGAACACGAGUUACAUUAUAGUUAAAGUUGAAGGUGAUGAUAAUCUUACGCGUCGAUCGAAAAAUGAUGGGGUGCUCCGUAGGACGCAGAUGAGGUCUUCCAAACCGGCAGUCGACUUAAGGGGCCCAUUCACGUGUACGUUGCCGUCCUUGUACAGUCCCGACCUGCAGUGCCACCAAAUAUUCUUCAACUGUUGCGAAUACUCUCUGCAUUACCGGGAGAAGCAUACGAAGCGUCGGAAGGCCGCAGUGCGCUGCCAAGUUUGCGAGAAACCCCUGGACAAGGAGGUGCCCCCACCGACUCAACCACAAUUUACUAUUCCGAAUAAUAUUACGUUUCCGUGCCGCUUGUGCGGUCAAGUGUUUUUAGACAGAGUGCGCUACGAGGAGCACAGUCGCACGAUGCACACGAAGAUGAAACCUUACCAGUGUUCCAUUUGCGCCAAGAGGUUCACGCAACGGGGCGGCCUGGAACAGCAUAUGCGGAUGCAUUCCGGCAUACGUCCAUUUGUAUGCUCGUUCUGCAAUAAGGCGUUCACGCAAAAGGCCGGGCUGGACCAGCACUUGCGCACGCACACCAAGGUGAAGCCGUUCAAGUGCGUCGUAUGUGGAAAGUGUUUCUCGCAAACGGUUCACUUGCGCCAGCAUAUGCGGACUCAUACGAACAUUCAGCCGUUCGAGUGUCCGGUGUGCGGGAGGCGGUUCAAACAGAGCAGUCAUCUUAACUUUCAUAUGCGAUCGCACGGGGGUGAAGCCAACGAUUUGACGGUUGAACAAUACGCGCAGGCCUUUGGGGAGCAAGAUUCGAUUGAUUUCUUGAAAUUCGCCAACGUUCAGCCCGUACAAGAAGACGGUGAGACGAUGUAUUACGCGGCUGAUCUUUCUACAACUUUGCCCGCGUCUUACCAAAAGAUGAUGUCCACAGACUAUGUUUUUCGAUGA